GAGUAUUAAAAGCACAUGAAACUGUAUUUUUCCCUUUAUGUAUGAGACACAAGCCAUUGUUUCCUCAUCGGCUCCAACAAAGAAAAACACACGUCAAAGUUGUCGGGUGUGUUGUGUGCCAGAGGGACAAGUUUACACCUCGUAGUCAUGUCUGAUAUCACAUUAAACCUCAAGUGAAUUUAAGGCAAAGGUGUUAAUAAACAAACUUUAACAAAAACACAUGAUGCAACCAAAUGUCACAUGAAUGCACAGUACCUGAAUUAAGGAGUCAAAUAAGUGAUUAAAUGGGAACUAAUGUAAUACAUAAUAUGAUAGACAUAAAAAAUACAUUAUUACUUUACAUUCUGAUAUUAUAAUAGCAUAUUUCACUCCACAGACUAAUAAUGGCUUUGUAUCAUUCAUUUAUCCCACUCAGUUAUGACAGUGUCACAGUGUGCCAGUAUACAGAAGACCAAAAAUCAAAUCCAGCUAUCUUUACUCUUAGUUUUGUGGUUUUAUUAAUGGAUGGUUUAUUUGUAAAAUAUCUAUUUGAACAGUUACUGAGGCCUACAACCACAUACAGACAUACAACCACAGGGCUGAAGUAAACUGACCUUUUCCUAACAAAACUAAUACAGAUAAGUUUCUAUAAGGCUCAUGUUGUAAGGUUCCCUGCCUAAAUAAAGAGACAAAGAAACAAAAGUUGGGGCUUCUGCAGUCUAUCUUAAUAAUAAUAAUACCAUCCAGGUAGGGACAUGGGAAUUUCAUAUCUACAGUACAUAAUAUUGUUAAAUGAAUCCAAUCGAGAUGAGGCCCAAAAACAGUAUCGAAUGGCACUCAUCUUCAAGCCCUCGGGCAGCACUGCAUUAAACCCAGAUGUGUUUCUAUAGAAAAACCUUGUAAAACUUUACGAUUCAAAGAAAAAAAAACAGAUAUAAACAAGAUCCAGAAACACUACAGCAUGUCUCAGUGGGAAAAAAAAGAGUCCUAGUGCUAAUCUGGCCUGUCUGCAGUCCAGACCAGGCAGCCAUUGAAAAUACUGAGUGAAUUAUAAAGCAAAAAAAUACAACAAAGGCCAUCAGCUUUCAUAGAACUUUUAAAAAAAAAUACAAAUUAAAAUUAUUAGUAUCUCAAAAAUGUGAGGGCAUCUUUGUUUUGGGUCUGCUCCAAAUAUGAAGCGGUGCAGACAGGAUUCCAAGACUUUGUGGAAAAUCUGACAACCCAGUUUGUGCUGUUCAGUGUAGCUAAGGUCAGGUGCUGCAAGGAAAAGUCCACAAAAGUCAGCAAUUAGACAUCUUUGGUCUUCAUGUAGUUCUUGUGUAACUUUGAGGUGUGUUUGUGCUCAUUUGCUGUUGCUGCGUGAUUCUGUUUCUGCAAAGUUUCCAAUUCAAGAAAGGAGAGCUCCUUCUUAUUGGAGUGGGUUUAGCUGACUGGUAUCAAAACCCUAACUCUAACCCCUGGUCAGCAGGGGAGAUGUUUAUUAACCUCUCCCCUUCAUCUUCUUCCAUUCACUGAUCUACUGCCACAAACCUUAAACUUGGAUUCAUCAACACUUUUCCCCCAUAAUGUACUGUUAAAAGUAUUUGACCUACCGGCAUCCCCUGAAAAGUUUGUUGCAGACAAAAUUUCAUAUAGUCAUCUUCUGACAUGCUACGAAAUAUCUUCUCUCCCAAUAAUAAAUAAAUAACAGCAAAUUCACAAGGCUCUGAUGACUAGAUCACAGACACUUGAGUUUAAUCUAAAAACCACUUCAGUAGAAGAAAUUCAACUCGAGGAAACAUAACCUGUUGUACAAACGUGUAACCAAGGUCAGUGUUGCCAAUAUGCUUACACUGAUAACCUAGAAAUAGAUAAUAGUGACUUGGAAAAAACCCUAUGAAAUUGAUGGAGGGAUAAAUCUAGUUGUCUGGUCACUAAAAUGUUUUUAAUUUAUUAAAUAAUGUUGACUUUAUUGUGUUAAGCUGUAAAUAAUAACCCAAUGUCUGCAUAUGAGGAUAUCCUUUUGUAGCAUGGAACAAUUAAGUAACAAAGUAAUGAUUUUCUAUUUAAAGAUGAUGCUUGCUUUUUGAUUAAUCUGAAAUACUUGGAAAAAAUGUCAAAUGCAUCUUAAGCAGGAGCUCAGGUCUCACAACGUCAAACACUGUCAAAACAGACACAUCUGUAAGCAAUGAAGGAUGUGACUGCUGAUUUAUGAACACUUUGGCUUUAAUGUUGUAAAGUGUAAAACUUUAAUCUGCUUUGAAACUACUUCACAGAACUUAGAAACUUGAAUCUUGCAUCAUACAAAUGGGUGAUGAAAGGGGAGAGAGAGACGAAAAGGAGCAAGGUGGAAAAAAACAAGAGAUGAGUAUGGACGAGGAGGAAGAAGAGAGAGGGGGGAGAGAACAGUAGGAGAGAAUCGGGGGGGGACAGGGGACUACUUAGCAGACAGUGAUGAAAAGGCUGACUUGGGAGUUGGAAGGGGGGAGUGUCAUCAGAGAUAAAUAAGCUGUACAAUGUCUCACAGGGUCAGCAGGUUGCUUGACCUCAGCAGGUCAUCCUUUCUUUAUACUGGAUGAUGGACAGCCAGGACAGAACUGAACUCUGCUACCCUGAGCUUGCGAAUUUGUCUUGCAGGGGUUUAACACGUCCUCAGCCUGAGGCUGUCCUCCUCUAUACACUGUUCUUGUCCAUCUCUGUGCUAACUGUAGCUCUGAAUGUGCUGGUUAUCAUAUCCAUCUCUCAUUUCAGGCAGCUUCACAUGCCCACCAAUGUCCUCCUGCUCUCUCUUGCUAUCUCAGACCUCUUGGUCGGGCUGCUUGUGAUGCCGGUGGAAACAAUGCGGUUUAUAGAAACCUGCUGGCUGCUGGGAGAUCUCAUGUGUGCUUUGUCUUACAUUAUCGGCUUCACUCUCACCUCAGCCUCUGUGGGCAACAUGGUGCUCAUAUCAAUUGAUCGCUACGUAGCUAUUUGUUAUCCUCUGCAGUACCCCACAAAAAUCACUCACAGCAGAGCGGAGCUGUCUGUGACUCUGUGCUGGGCUUGUUCGCUCCUCUACAACGGGCUGAUCUUAAAGGAGCAUCUCAGGCAGCCAGACAGGCAUAACACCUGUCACAGUCAGUGUUUGGUGGUGAUUAACUAUGUCUCUGGAGCCAUUGACCUUGUCUUUACUUUCAUCGGCCCUUGCUCAGUCAUUAUCAUUCUGUACAUGAGAGUAUUUGUUGUAGCGGUGUCUCAGGCUCAUGCCAUGCGGUCUCAUAUUACAGCUGCUGCAGUAAGAAUUACCGCAAAGAAAUCAGAGAAAAAGGCAGCCAGGACUCUUGGUGUUGUGAUAUUUGUGUUUUUGCUGAGUUUCUGUCCGUAUUACUAUCCCUCUCUUGCAGGGCAGGACAUUUCAAACAGUGCUUCUUCUUGGGCUAUUGUUUCCUGGAUGCUGUACUUCAAUUCUUGUCUGAAUCCACUGAUAUAUGCUUUGUUCUACCCGUGGUUUAGAAAAGCUAUCUGGUUCAUUGUCUCCCUGAAGAUACUAGAAAAGGGCUCCUCUCAGGCAAAUAUACUUUAAAAUAGCAAAUUUAUCCUGAAACAAAUCAGUUUGUAUGAGAGAAUGAAACUGCCGAAUAUUAUAUGUGGCAGUAGCAUGAUGGUUUUUAAUGAUAGACUUAUUCAGUGAAUCAAAGACCAUCUGUCGGAAAGUCUUAUUUCAUAUGACCCACUGUCUCUAACAAGUAUUUUAUCCUGUCAGAACUGGGACAGAUAAGCCUCCUUACUGCAUGAAAUAACAACAAUAAUUAUAAUGAUUCAGGAAAUCUUUCAGGCUUUUUACUACAGGACUUGUAUUUAUUCUGUUUAUAUUUUUAAGUACUCUGCUCCUUAUUACAUUACUUUUAUUCAAAUUUCUGCUUCAUUUCUUUGUGUAUUUUUUAUAUUUCUUGCCAUAUUGUCCACUGCUCCAAAAUUUAAAGGAGCACUUAAAAAACACACAUGAGAUCGUGAUGAUACAUUUAAAUUAAAAAUCAUUACUGAAACGCAUUAUGUAAUUUGUUGGGGACAAGAUAAAGUAACGGUUAUUGUUGCUUCUUACAUCCUUCAGUUUAACAGUUUGUAUGCUACAGACUUAAAAAGGGGUUUUAGGAAAGUUGAUAAAGGUUUGAAAGAAAGACAUGGCCUUAAUUUCCUCUCAACCACUGAGGAGCCACUGAUCAGUGAAAACUGUUUCUUUCUGAUUGUGAACACAGUGAGCCACAUUUUAAGAUGGAUUUAUGUCAUUAUUGUCAGCAAAUCAGAUACUCAUGUAUGUUGUACAGCAAAACUAAUUUUCAAAUCUCCGUCACAUGUUAGUUAAGAUGGGCCGUUACUGUCUCAUAAAAAUCUUAUAUGUCUUAGAAUGACACUAUGCUCUUAACU
This is a messenger RNA of Oreochromis niloticus (Nile tilapia), 4362 nucleotides long. RefSeq names its product trace amine-associated receptor 13c-like. Gene Ontology annotation, molecular function: trace-amine receptor activity. NCBI's taxonomy places the organism in Eukaryota, Metazoa, Chordata, Actinopteri, Cichliformes, Cichlidae. The record is from RefSeq and is a predicted model, not a curated record. Gene Ontology annotation, cellular component: membrane. Bases 2534 to 3520 code for a protein of 328 amino acids. The transcript has a single exon. Gene Ontology annotation, biological process: G protein-coupled receptor signaling pathway.